Molecule: messenger RNA, 1273 nt
Organism: Nomia melanderi (Alkali bee)
Lineage: Eukaryota; Metazoa; Arthropoda; Insecta; Hymenoptera; Halictidae
Product: vacuolar ATPase assembly protein VMA12
Biological process (GO): vacuolar proton-transporting V-type ATPase complex assembly
Cellular component (GO): endomembrane system
Source: RefSeq, a predicted model, not a curated record
AUAAAUUAUUUCCUUGUUACAUUAUUAUGUUAUAUAUUUUUUUAAUUUGGUAUAGCAACAUAUAAUACGAAAUAAUAUUACUUCUUUAUAUAAUCUAUAAAACUUCAAAGGCAAUGUUAUUUUGCUAAUAAUUGGAUACUUCUAUUUAAAAAAUAUAAGAAUGCCAGUUGAAUCAAUUGAAGACCCUUCUAUAAGAAUAAUACCAAGCAAAAAAUUAAUAGAAUUUAUUAUAAAAAAUGUGAAGAAAACAAGCGAUGUUCCAUCUGCAAUUGUUGCUUUAAAAAAGACGCAUAAAGAUAAAGAAAAGCACAUUUCUUUAAACUUAGAAGAUAUAAGAUGGCUGAAUAAAUAUUUAGAGGAAUACAGGAAAAUAAAAAAGGAGAAUGUUUAUUUACAUGAACUCUUAGAAGAAACAAAUAUAAAAUUACCAAUACCAAAGGUUACACCGAGAAAUCCUGAAUUGGAAGCUAGAAUAAAGAAACUGAAGGCACAACAGGAUGCUAGAGAAUAUGAAGCUAUGACCAAAAGUGUUGACUCAGUUAGAAGGAAUUUCCCAGAGGAUAGUAUCUCUUACCAAAUGAAGCAAAUAAAUAAGCAACUUAUAGCUGUGGCACAGUUUAUAUUUUCUGUAUUGGCAGGCUUUGCCUUUGGAUUUAUUGGUGUAGAAUUAAUAGUUGGGAAUUUAGACUUCGGAUUUAGAUUGCUAUUAGGCAUAAUUUGUGCAUUAAUCAUAGCUCUGGCUGAAAUCUACUUUUUAGCCAUUAAAUUGAACGAGGAUGGAUGUAAUUCAGUACCAUCAGUGUCUAAAAAGUUACAUCAAGAAUAAAAUUUUACAAAUUCUUACUAUAACAGUGUUAUAUUCUUUUAAAACUUGUAAUUUCUAUAAAUAGUGUUAAAAUGCAGGCAAAUAAUUUGUAACAUGCCAAUGUAUCGGUUGGCCAAAUAAAUAAUGAUAUAACUAAAAGGAAAUAAUUAUUAUAAAAAUUAAUGUAUUUAUUUUAAAAUUUGAUUAAAGUUGUAAAGGGUUGCUAAUGUUGCUACAGUGGAAAAGAUAAAUAAAUCCCUUUUUUGUAUAAAAUCUUAAAAUCUAUCUAUAUUGUAUCUAUAAAGUAUGCAGUUCUAUGAACAAAAAAUUCUAAUGUGAAUGAAGAUGCUGUUCCUAAUAUAAGACUAAAUAUGAAUGAAUUCAUACAAUAAUAUUAAUUAAUUUUUAAAAUUAUUAUUUUAAACUAUCAAAUAUGUGCGUAAUUGUAUUAUUCCCUAUCAAGUUCAA